AUAUUACAGGUGUAAACGAUAGAAGUAAAUAAGUAAUAUAUAUGCGAGUGCUCUUCAAUGACAUUGAACAUUCGCAUGCUGAAAAUACCAAAGUGUGGGGCUCAGGAAAGAAGUAUGGAUUUUGACAUCUCAGCUGGUAAAGUGGUAAACGCUGACAUCAGGCCCGACUCAUCCAUGCACUCCACGAUUCUAAAAACUCCAGAGCAGUCACCAGCAUAUCCUUACAGACAGAACACCGUUUCCAACGUUCUUCUGCACGGGAUCCCAAUAGUAUCGCUGUUAAUUGACGGAAAGGAGAGACUUUGCCUAGCGCAAAUAUCCAACACACUUCUAAAGCAGUUCAGCUAUAACGAAAUCCACAACCGCCGUGUUGCUCUUGGGAUCACAUGCGUACAGUGUACUCCUGUUCAGUUGGAAAUUCUGAGACGGGCCGGGGCCAUGCCAAUUUCAUCUCGACGAUGUGGCAUGAUAACCAAAAGGGAAGCUGAGCGAUUGGUUAAGUCUUUUCUUGAAGACAAUCGGCCACCCAAACUGCCUGAAAAUUUCUUUUUUGAAGUAAUUCACAAAUGCGGCUGGGGAUGCAAAGGAAAGUUUGAGCCGUCCCGUUACAACAGUUCCCGAGCAAAAUGCAUCCGAUGCAAUGUAUGCAAUCUUUAUUUUUCACCAAAUAAGUUCAUUUUCCACUUUCAUCGUACACCAGACGCAAAGUACAAUCACCCAGACGCUGCAAACUUCAACUCAUGGCGAAGACAUUUACAUCUCUGCAACAAGGAACCAGACGAUGUAUUUCAUGCUUGGGAAGAUGUCAAGGCCAUGUUUAACGGUGGUAGCAGGAAAAGAAUGGUAUCUUCACCUGGAUUUCCAGACUCGAGUCCUCCCAUGUCGCCGACAGAGCCUAAACGUCCUAAGCAACCAAUAAUAGAAGAACAUAUUACGACAAAACCAAACUUUACACCACAUUACCAACCCUAUCCUCUGUUCUCUAUGCCGGGAAAGAACUAUACAUUUAAUCCAAUGGCAGCGGCAAACCCGUUAUCAUUUCAUUAUCCGCUGACGACAAAGCCUGAUCUGGGAGAUGAAACAAAGCAACAUAUGACUUUCAGUCCUUGGCGUCAACCAACAGACAUGUUCAUGCCCCCUUAUGACUUAUUAUGGGCUAGUCAGUUCUCUACUCGGGCUGGGAGCAUGAACGGAAUAAGACAAAAUUAUAUCAACUCAUCACCUGUCAAGGAUCUUUCCACAACCGAUAAUUCGUUAAGACAGUCUCCUUCUGAAAUUCACACAUCUUCGGAGGAUGAGGAAGGUACAUAUAGUCUACAAUGUGAUGGAGAACAUCAAGGAAAUCACCGCCCGUCUGCAUUUAGGCCUGUACGGAAAACAUACAGAAGUGACAACACGCAAAGGGAUGGUUCUUCUCCAACCUAUAAUGUUGACAAGAAAAAUGAAAAUGAAGAGCAAGAUAUUGACGUCGAGAAAGAUGUCGAAGAGGAGGAAACAUACGAAGUUGAAAGACAAGAACAUGAUGGGCAUUCUACGACUAAUACGAGCCCAGAACCUACAGAAAAUGACUCGACCAUUGAGUGCAUCGAGGAUCCCACAGGGAAUGACGAAUCAGCGCAGAAUAUCAGCACAUCAGACAAUGAAGAGAGAAAGGUUAAAAGCCCCGAAAUCACACAAGCGCCCACAAACAAUAAUGAAGAACCAGACCAUAGUAAAUCUAGUCGAAAUCUGAAUAAAGAUGACAUCAACACCAUGACAAAAGAGGAGCUGGCGCGGCUGCUGCAGUGUGAGAUGGAUGUACGGCGGCAAGUGGAGAGCGAUAUUGACCGGCUAAGGCGGUCGCUGGAGGAUAGGGUCAGCAAGGAGAAAUCACAGAGAGACGAUAUCUCCGUCCAACUACAAGUCAUGAAAGAUGCCCUUUGUAAUGAGCUAGAACAAGAAAGAAAGAUACGGGUUACCAUGCAGCAAAAACUUAAAGAGGCCCACGACGCCCUCCACUCCUUCUCGGGGACGGUGUUUCCUGCCGGGAGACCACGAGGGCCAGAGGGAGACAAGGCCCUACACUGAUGACCACAUUCUGAAUGGAAAUUAGUUGUUUGACCUAAGAUAACUAAAAACAAUGUUAUUGAUUUACCUGAAAAUGGGGACGGUGUUUCCAGCCGGGAGACCACAAGAACCAGAAGAAGACAAGGCUCUACAUUGAUAACACAUUGAGCAAAGGAAACUAGUGGUUUGACCUUGGAAACUAACACACA
Messenger RNA from Mya arenaria, 2255 nucleotides. RefSeq names its product SKI family transcriptional corepressor 1 homolog-B-like. The record is from RefSeq and is a predicted model, not a curated record. The transcript is spliced from 7 exons. Bases 58 to 2067 code for a protein of 669 amino acids. Gene Ontology annotation, cellular component: transcription regulator complex; nucleus. NCBI's taxonomy places the organism in Eukaryota, Metazoa, Mollusca, Bivalvia, Myida, Myidae. Gene Ontology annotation, molecular function: RNA polymerase II cis-regulatory region sequence-specific DNA binding; DNA-binding transcription factor activity, RNA polymerase II-specific; SMAD binding. Gene Ontology annotation, biological process: negative regulation of BMP signaling pathway; negative regulation of transcription by RNA polymerase II.